AUCAGCAUGUGAGGCGAUAAUAUGGGGAAGAAGGUAGUGACUUGGUAACUACAAUACCCAUGCUGCUUCUGUCGCGCGGGUUGUCUGACGGACGGGCGGUCGUUGGCUUGAUCGGGCGUGGAGGGUGUUGUACGUGAGGCCGGUGCGGCACUGCGGCCUGACAAGCAGAGGGGGGAGAGAGAGUACAAGGGAAAAGCGAACGCUAGCAUUAUCGAUAGGUUAAACUUGAGCCGUCAAUUAACUGAGUGAGGGACGGAGGAAGGGUAAAGAGUAGUGCACUGCACAGCCCUGCUUCAGCCACGUACAUGCGGUUUUCCUUGAGCGCCGCUGCCGCCGGAAGCCCCCGCCCGCCAGCACCAUUGACCGAUUGUACAGUUCGUUUCUCAACAUGAGCGGCAGUAGCCGGCCCAGGACUAGCUCUUUUGCAGAUCCAGGGGCCGGAGGUGCUGGGCCUGGCAAAGCAGGGGCUUCAGGAGCUGCUGGGGUCGGAGGAGCAGCUGGAGGACCUCAGUCGGGAAGCGUUACGGCCGCUGGCAGCAGUACAGGAGCCGCCUCGGGACUUGCCUUCGGGAACAUGAAGUUGGGCCGGGACAGUGGCAAAGUAACAACUGUGGUGGCAACACCGGGACAAGGUCCUGACCGUCCUCAAGAAGUGUCUUACACAGAUAUAAAAGUAAUUGGAAAUGGUUCCUUUGGAGUUGUGUAUCAGGCUCGAUUGGUAGACACUAGUGAGUUGGUAGCAAUUAAGAAAGUUCUGCAAGACAAGAGGUUUAAGAAUCGAGAGUUGCAGAUAAUGCGAAAGUUGGAUCACUGUAACAUCGUCCGGUUAAGAUACUUCUUUUACUCCAGCGGAGAAAAGAAGGAUGAAGUGUACUUGAACCUGGUUCUGGACUUUGUUCCUGAAACGGUGUAUCGUGUGGCUCGUCACUUUAGUAAAGUCAAGCAGACUAUUCCCAUAAUUUAUGUGAAGGUGUAUAUGUACCAGUUGUUCCGCAGUUUAGCGUAUAUUCAUUCCCAAGGAGUGUGCCACCGGGAUAUUAAACCACAGAACCUCCUGGUAGACCCAGAGACUGCUAUUCUAAAACUCUGUGACUUCGGCAGUGCAAAGCAGCUAAUAAGAGGAGAGCCUAAUGUGUCAUACAUCUGCUCACGGUACUACAGGGCACCUGAACUUAUCUUUGGAGCAACAGACUACACUUCAAAUAUAGAUAUAUGGUCAGCAGGCUGUGUACUAGCAGAGCUACUCCUAGGACAGCCAAUUUUUCCAGGAGACAGUGGUGUCGACCAGCUGGUUGAAAUUAUUAAGGUUUUGGGGACACCAACAAGGGAACAGAUUCGUGAAAUGAAUCCAAAUUAUACAGAAUUCAAAUUUCCACAGAUAAAAGCACAUCCUUGGUCAAAGGUAAGCAAACGAGGCAACUGUCUGCAGUAA
Molecule: messenger RNA, 1432 nt
Organism: Protopterus annectens (West African lungfish)
Lineage: Eukaryota; Metazoa; Chordata; Ceratodontiformes; Protopteridae
Gene: GSK3A
Product: glycogen synthase kinase 3 alpha
Exons: 9
Coding region: 389-1432 (347 amino acids)
Biological process (GO): regulation of neuron projection development; protein phosphorylation; negative regulation of canonical Wnt signaling pathway
Cellular component (GO): nucleus; cytoplasm; cytosol
Molecular function (GO): protein serine/threonine kinase activity; ATP binding
Source: RefSeq, a predicted model, not a curated record